Babesia microti strain RI is the source of this 2751-nucleotide messenger RNA. RefSeq names its product transporter, putative. The transcript is spliced from 5 exons. Bases 1 to 2751 code for a protein of 916 amino acids. NCBI's taxonomy places the organism in Eukaryota, Apicomplexa, Aconoidasida, Piroplasmida, Babesiidae. The record is from RefSeq and is a predicted model, not a curated record. Gene Ontology annotation, cellular component: membrane. Gene Ontology annotation, biological process: sodium ion transmembrane transport.
AUGGCACGGCACGACACUCCCAUUGUACACGCACGGCCAUAUCAACCCAAGUUCAAUUCCACUUAUGAUAACAAAUAUUUGGCGCCUAGACCGCGAUUAAUGGCUAACGGAGGGGGCCAAAACCCCGACUACCUCUAUCCAUCUCCCUCGAACACACUCAGUGCCAGGCCAAACACACAAAGCCUUGGCACUCCAUUAGGUUGCACGACUAAUUCUCUAAAUAUGACAAAUAAUUCUAUAAAUAUACAUAGAGAUAUGAGUCUGCGCGAGUUGCCGAUCAGCCCAGCUCCUGGGUGGAUGAGCCCGAGCAUUCCCUUGAGCUCGGGGGAUCGAAUAUCCUCCCCUUCCCCUCCACACUAUAGUAACGUAGAAAGCCGACAACAUAUGCGUUCAAUCCUUUUUAACUCUGCAAUAAACUUCUCCAACACACCACAGUAUCGUGAACUGGUCUUUCGACAUGCCGAUGAAGGAGGAAAUCGGACUAGGAAUUUGCAACGUGAAGAAGUAUAUCGCGAGGCGUACAAGGAACUGCAGCGACUUGACGAAGGGGGCGAAUUGCCUUUGCCAAUAGCAACUAGCGGUGCAGCAAGUGGUGCACUGACGAAUAUACGAUCGCAAGAUAGAAGUGAUCCUAAGAAUGCGAUAUCCAAGCUGAUCUUAGAUGGGGAAUCUCCAAGCGAAAUAUCGGCCGUUUCUGACGUUUUAGAGAGUCCAAUUGUGAUAAAGAAUCUAUCGCCGUCGGUGGUGUCCUGGCUGAUCAAACAAAAGCAACGUGGCUAUUGGCACAAUAACUCAUCACUCUUCAUUUUAUGCUUUAUAGUUGCACUGAGCGUGGGAAGCAUCGAGACUAUAUGGAGAUUAUCUCAUUUUUGGGGAUCAAUUGUAUUUAUCAUUCCCUAUUUCAUAAGCUAUUUUAUUGUAGUGCAGCCUAUGCUAUCUUUUGAACUGCUUUCGGGGCAGCUAAUAAGGGAGGGACCGCCUAUUAUUUACAAUAGAUUGGUGCCAGGGCUGGGCGGCUUGGGCACGGUGAUUGUCAUCUUUUGCAUCAUAUCUGGUUGUAUAUCUAGUGGACGAUCCUGCGCCGAAUAUAUGUUGUAUUUUAUCGACGUACUAAAGUCACGUGUGCCUUGGAAGUUGACCGAAGAAGAGGUCAGGCUUUGUAAGUCAUUUUUGGAUGACAAAUUUGAGUGCAUGAGAUUCAAGCCAAUUUGCCACUUCAAUGUAACGGAAAAUUUGUGUAGUCCAUCGACGCUGGGUAAAGCGUACGUGGCGUACAAAGAGCGGUUCCACAGCCAAGAUAUAAACUCUGCAGCUCUAGAUCCCCAACUUGCCUAUGCAAUCACCGCAACUUAUGCAAUUGCCGGAACAUUCCAACUCCUUGGUCUAACCAGCUUCACCUUCGCCGCUGCAUUUAUCGUGAUUCUUAUCUGGUUCCUGGGACAUAUCCAACUCAUCACCACUAUGCAACUAGAUGGAGCCUUUGAAUACUUCAAAGCUACCAUGGGCGACUGGAAAUGGAACUUCCUGUUCACCAAGUCUAGAAUUUGGACCCAGAGUUUGAGAUGCUGCAUCUACGAAUUUGCCAUUGGUAGUGGCGUCUACUCGACUAUCGCAUCAAAGUCACGCCUGGGUUAUGAUAUGUCGGCAGAAUCCAUCGGUAUAGGAAUUGGUCAUGUAUAUAUAAAUUCUCUGCUAUUUUCUUCAGCCAUCGGUCUGGUUGGCUACUAUUCUAUCGUCCUCGGAAGCGAACCAGAAGAUAUAGCCUGGAUGCUGGAGCAGGAUUGUAGUUACGUUUUGCUACCGCUGGGAUUUCAAAUUGCAGAAAAUACAGAGCGUACCCUAUGUAUGCUCUAUUUUGGAUGCUGUUUCAUACUAAUUUGCUCUGCUCUUGCUGUGCAAAUUGAAGUUAUCAUUCUUACACUGCAAGGCGUGGUUAUUGGUAAUUAUUCAUUAUCUCGUAUCGACAGAAGAAUCUUGAGUGCUAUACUAUGCGUGGCUUUAAUGGGUAUAUCAUACCCCUUAGGUAACACCAACGGCAAGUAUAUCGUGUGGUUUUUGGAGAUUGCACUGGGAGAUUUGGGUAGGGUGUCCAUGGUACUGAUAACUUCUUUGAUGAUUGGCUGGGUUUAUGGCUAUAGAGAACAAGCGGAGCAGGUGGGCGCGAUUGGUGUUUUGUUGUUCAAUUUUCUGUUUUGGGCUGGAAACAUUUUGGCUACCUUUUGCGAAAUGUUUAACGAAACGGUACCAUUUCUUAUUUGGUGGCUCGUACGUUUAUUAUCAAUUGUAUUGGCAUCGGCCAUUGCCACUGUGUAUAUCAAAAGGACCAGAAAACUUAACACUGCUAGUGUAUUAUACUGGUUAUUCUUGGGCAACAUAGAAGUGAUGCGGGCGAUGAUGAAGCGCAUAUCACCUAGUGUCAAAGCGGGAUUUUUACCUGCAACUGUUUUUUGGUCAAUUUGCAUUAAAUGGUUAGGACCUUGCAUGCUUUCCAAUACUUUUGCAGACAUUGUGGAGGAGUUGAUUAACAAGGAGGAUUUGGCCAGCCAGAUAGAGAUAGUGCCCUCAAAGUGGAAGAUUAUCGCACUUAUUGUUUGGGGCAUAUGCAUUUUAAUAAUUAUAGCGGGAUAUAUUUUGAACAAACUAUUCAAGCCAAAGAGUGAAGUCACAUUGCAAAAUUUGCCCUCGUCUCUCUACACAUACAGUUGGUUACAUGGGCUGCUGCCCAGGUCACUGUUUAAAGAAUUCUUUUAA